Molecule: messenger RNA, 1083 nt
Organism: Phaedon cochleariae (mustard beetle)
Lineage: Eukaryota; Metazoa; Arthropoda; Insecta; Coleoptera; Chrysomelidae
Source: the annotation of a GenBank genome assembly
AUGAAACCCAUUAUAGUUAAACUAUUGGACAAGCAUAAAAGAGAUUUGAUCCUAGCUGCUACCAAAAGAUUUAGGCGAGAAAGCAAUACUUCUGGCAUUGCUAUUGAAAAAAUAUCUAAGAAUCUUUUCAUAAAUGAGCAUCUAACCAUCAAGUUGAAUUUGCUGCUCAAGAAUACCAAAAAAGUUGCCAAAAGUGCUUGUAUCACAAAAACAGCAGACAUUAUCAAUCUAAUAAACAGUAUACCAGGACUCUUCUGGAAAUGCUCAGACUGUACAAACAGUUACAUUCUGUUAGAUUCAGCCGGCAUUCAGAAAAUAGUGAAAACCAAACUGAAUGUUGCCCUUGAUUCCAUGAAGAAGGAUGUAGAUGCUGCGAUAAUAAAAAUCAAUGAAAGUGAAACUUCUAACUGUCGUAUGAAGUAUUCAGAUGUGGUGAAAGACAAAUCACAACCAGUUAUUUUGAUUCAUCACAAUAACAGUAAUCAGUCUUCUUCUAGUACUAAGGCAGAAAUUUUGCGUAAUGUUGAUCCUGUUCAAGAAAACUUGCAGCUAACGAAAGUCAAACAUGUCAAAGAUGGUGGGAUUCUGAUCUCGUGCGGGAGUAGAGCCGAUAAUGAAAAGUUGAAAGUCAGACUGAAAGAAAAAAUGUCAGCAGAAUACAAAGUUAAAGAAGUUGGCGGAGUUCUUCAAGAAAUUCGAUUGGUUGGCAUGACUCAGAAAUUUUCAGCGGAUGAUCUCAAAACCUAUCUGAUUAAAUGUAAUUCUAACGUUUUCUCUCAUCAAUCAAAUUGUAACAUUUUGAAAAUAUUCCCCACGAAAAAGAAUGAUAAUAUCUUCCAAGCCAUCAUACAGGUAGAUAAUUCGGUGUAUGAUCAUGCUCUGGCGGCAGGUAAUUUAUUUGUGGGUUACGACAGUUGUAGCGUAUAUGAUGCACUGGACGUACAUAGAUGUUUCAAAUGCAACGAAUUCAAUCAUUAUUUUCAAAGAUGUUCAAAAGCUAUCUCUUGUCCAAUCUGUGGUCAAGAUCACGAUCUUGAAAAUUGCGAAUCUAACAGCAAAAACUGCUCCAUCCAAUUGAAUUAA